UGGUGAGCAUGCGCAGGUGUGUCGGCCUGCUCCUGGAAUUUAAGAGGUACGGAACCGGCGCCGGCGAGUAAGGGUCAAGUGUGACCCACGGUUUUUCAGUUCUGGAGUGAUUACCGACGCAAGCCCCCUUCCCCGACCGGGCUGGCGACAUGUGCGGCUCCUCUGAACUGGCUCCUGGGUGUGACUGAACUCAGCCCUGGCUGGGAGCGGUACUUGCAGGCAUCACGCGGCCCCGCGGGCAGUGAGGAGGCGGUUUCUCAGUUACCUGAAUAUUGGCUGUGUGUCUGAAGCUCCUGGAACUUUUCUCACUGCAUAUAUACAUUGUACACAAGUGCUGAGCCCCAGCCUGAGAAUUAUUGGAAUCUUCUGGUAAGACAAAUUUGAACUGCAGGGGUAGUUCUGUGGAGGAAGAUGCAUCCUUUGAGCAAGCUGAUGACUAUCUCAAAACCUCAUAACCUGGCUCAUGAACAAAGUGAGGUCCUGAGAGCAAAUACGUCUUGGCAGCAGGAAACCAUCCCAGUCAUGGAGACAGAUGACUGUGAGGCCUCUCGUCAGAAAUUCAGUCAUUUCCAGUAUUUGGAAGUGUCUGGGCCUUGUGAAGCCCUGAGCCAACUCUGGGAGCUCAGUCUUCAGUGGCUGAGACCAGAAAUUCAUACAAAGAAGCAGAUUCUAGAGUUAUUGGUGCUGGAGCAGUUCCUGACAAUUCUCCCCGAAGAAGUCAGGACUUGGGUGAAUUUACAACAUCCGAAGAAUAGCAAAGAAGUGGUGAGCCUCAUGCAGGAUGUGAUUGAUAUGCUUGAAGAUGAAGCAGAGCCAGAGGUCGCCAAACUCUCAGGAGCCUGCACGAAGCAUAGGUAUCAGGUAGAGCUGAACAAGGCAGACCUUCCUAUUGGGCACAGAAAUUCUGAAGUGACUGACAAGGAGACUGCAGCCCGGCCAUGGGCCAAGUUCUGCUGUGUCCCCCACCUCAAGUCAGGCUGUAUCUCUUCUUCCCAGUAGUUUACAGUUCUGGUGCCAAAGGUUGACACUUAAAUGUUUAGGUUCGGUUCAUUUUACACACUUUGUCGAAAACCCAUGUGCUGUUUUUAUUAUACAUUUUUCUGAUUAUGGUUUUAAGUACAGGUUCAGUCAUUUCCAUGUAAUUUCUAUGUAAUUACAAAAUUUCUCAACCUCAAAAUUAUGUAUCUGCAUUAAAAUUCUGCAUUCAUCUCUAAUAUGGGGAGGAUAAUGAUGGCAUUUAAAUCACAGUUAUGAGAAGAAAAUGAGACAAUGAAUGUAAAGCAUAAAGCAUAAAUCUAUUACAUUUUUAGUAAAUAUUGCAGCUUCAUCAUCAUUAUGAUCAUCAUUUUCAUUUUUAAUGUUAUUACUAUCGUAUAAUAAAUAUAGCUCAUUGUAGAAAAUUUAGUAAUCCAUAAAAAUAGAAACAAGAAAUCACCUUUUUACAGCACUUGGAAAUAGAUCACUUUAAAAUUUUGAUUAUAACCUUUCAGCCUUUUUAUACAAAAAAUGUAUUUACAAAAUUAGAAAUUUAGCAUAUAUGGGCAGUUUUGGCAUCUUAGUUUUUCGUUAAUAUUAUACUGUGAUUAUUGCAUUACACUAUUAAACAUUCUUCAAAAUUAUUUAAAUGAUUGCCUGAUUUUCUUUAAAUUCAUGCUUUAUAAGUGAACCUUUCAUUCACCUAUCUAUUAAUGAUCAUUUUCAAAGUAUCACUAUACUGGUCAGCACUGAACAGACACAUAAAAUCAUUGCCUCCAAUUCUUCUACCAGAGGAGUUCUUGAAUCAAAAUGUAUGAACAUUAUAGGAUCCUCACACAAUUUGUGACAAACUGAGGCUAAUUUGCAUAGCCUCAAACAGAAUAAGAUAUUGCUUACUAACCAAUACUUACUAGCACUGAGUAUUAUACUUUUCAAUAUUUCAAAUUGAUGAAGAAAUUAAGUUUCUAUCUUAAUUUUUAACUUUAUUACUAGCAAAAUAGAGUAAUUUUCAUAUGCUUACUGGCCAUUGGAACUUUUUGGUGAAAUAAAUCUUUGUGUCUUAUAUUUUUCUUUUGAGGACAUUGUGUCCUUUUAACGGGAUUUCUAUAGCAUAUUAUAUAUUAGGUAGACAAACACUUUUAUUAUUUGUUGCCAUUAUUACAAAUAUUUUCCAGCUUGUCAUUAAGUUUUCCCUUUUGUUUAUGGGUUGUUUUGUGUUAUAAGUGUCUUGUUCUUAAUAAUAUUCAAGUAUUUGUUCUUCAAAUUAAAAAAAAUACAUUUUUACUGUGGAUAAUGUAAAAAAUAUAAAAUGUGAGGAAGAAAUUUAAAACUCUUGGAAUUGUUCCACUAAAAUGUUAAUGAAGAAACAGAACUGAAGGCUUUCUAUAUGUAUUAUGUAAUACAUAUAUAAAUUUUCUAUUUAAAAUAAAUGUUUUAUAUUAAAUAUACUAUCUUGUAGCACACUUUAUCAACUUAGC
Messenger RNA from Dama dama (fallow deer), 2453 nucleotides. Its product is annotated as zinc finger protein 215-like. Bases 412 to 999 code for a protein of 195 amino acids. NCBI's taxonomy places the organism in Eukaryota, Metazoa, Chordata, Mammalia, Artiodactyla, Cervidae. The record is from RefSeq and is a predicted model, not a curated record. The transcript is spliced from 4 exons.